UAAAACAUCAUUAGAAAAAAAAUAUGAAAAAAAGUCAAAACAGCUGAUGAAUGCUUGAGGCAUCAAAAUUGCAAUUUGUGAAAUUUUAAAUCGUGAUUUAGGUAUAUAAUUACAAUGGCUGAAAUACAAACUCUAAUAGAAAUGGGAUUCUCCAAAGAGCGAGCAGAGAAAGCACUAGCUGUAACGAAUUACAAAGGGGUUGAGCCGGCUAUGGAAUGGUUAUUGGCACACGCUGAUGACCCAGCCAUGGACACUACUGGCGGGCAAAUGCUAGGAUCCAGUUCGUCAUCGAAUGUAGCGGAAACCGCCGAAACGCCCCCCGUGCCGGCCGAAUCGACUGCCGAAAGUUCGUCACAAGCUGAAGCCAAGUCAUUCAAAUGCGAUGAAUGUGGUAAAUUGCUUAAGAAUCAGGACGAAAUGGAAUUUCAUGCGGCCAAGACGAAUCAUAGCAGCUUCUCGGAGUCCACGGAAGAGAAAAAGCCUUUGACUGAAGAGGAGAAAAAAGCUCAGCUGGCGUUGCUAGAGGAGCGAAUGAAACAGAAGCGGAAGGAAAGGGAAGAUAGGGAAAAGGCUGAGGCAUUGGAAAGGGAACGCCUCCGUAUCAAGUCUGGUAAAGAUUUACAAGAUGCCCGUUUAAGGCUACAGGAGCAGGAGAUGACUAAAUUGGUAGAGCAGCGCAGAAGAGAGAAAAUUGAGGAUCAGAAAGCAAGGGAAAGAGUACGGGCACAAAUUGAGGCUGAUAAACAAGCGAGAAAGUUGGCAGCGUCCGGAGGCGCAGCGCCCGCGCCCGCGCCCGUCCCCGCCGCGCCUCCUGUUGCGGCGUGCGCGCCGGCGCCGCGCGGCUCCUACGAGCAGGCGCGGAUCCAACUACGGCUGCCAGACGGGAAGGCACUCGCACACACCUUCGGGGCCAAGGAACAGUUGGCUGCUGUUAGAUUAUACUUACAAAUAAAUGCCCAAGAGUACGCCCAGCAAGACUUCAAGUUGAUGACAACAUUCCCAAAGAAGAUCUUCACUUCUGAGGAUUAUGAGAAACCUCUUGAAUCGUUGGGUUUGGUUCCAUCAGCAGUAAUUAUUGUGUCGAAGGGCCAAUAGCGUUAUUUUUAAGUUAAUUAUACCCGUGACGGGCUGGGAUUUUAUUAUUCGUGUUGGCAUAUGGCACAAAGUUAAAAUUAAUGUAAUAUUUGAAGACUCAUUAAAAAUAAAAUUUGCGUAUGGUAA
Messenger RNA from Ostrinia nubilalis (European corn borer), 1221 nucleotides. Its product is annotated as UBX domain-containing protein 1. The transcript is spliced from 6 exons. Gene Ontology annotation, biological process: negative regulation of protein ubiquitination; negative regulation of protein K48-linked deubiquitination; negative regulation of proteasomal ubiquitin-dependent protein catabolic process. The coding region runs from base 115 to 1095 and encodes 326 amino acids. NCBI's taxonomy places the organism in Eukaryota, Metazoa, Arthropoda, Insecta, Lepidoptera, Crambidae. Gene Ontology annotation, cellular component: nucleus; cytoplasm. The record is from RefSeq and is a predicted model, not a curated record. Gene Ontology annotation, molecular function: K48-linked polyubiquitin modification-dependent protein binding.